Ilex paraguariensis (yerba mate) is the source of this 642-nucleotide messenger RNA. The record is from the annotation of a GenBank genome assembly. Lineage: Eukaryota; Viridiplantae; Streptophyta; Magnoliopsida; Aquifoliales; Aquifoliaceae.
AUGGAACCUCUACCAGGCCGCAAUGCACUGGUACCUCCUCAACCUGGAGAGAAAGUUGUGAAUUAUCUGACUCGUCCAGUGGAUACAACCACAGAUUUUGAAGGAACAACUAGUCUUCAACCUUCUCAACCGGCAUCAUCUGGAAAUGCCAUUUCUGGGAGCAUGGCAGGGCCUCAUGUAAUGCCAAGUAGAUCUGUCCCUCGGCCCAUGCCAAUGGUUGGCAUGCAAAGGAUGCAACCUCAGGGUUUAACGGGUUAUAAUCUCAGUUCUCAGGCAGGGAUGGGUGGUCAAAUGAAUCCUGGGGGCAUCCCAAUGCCACGAGGUGUUACUGCCCAGGCUCAUCAACAGCAGCAGAAGAAAAGACCCAGGAAUGGGAAUUACAGCAUACCCUCCGCAACAGAAAUCGAGGCGCUUCUGAUGAGGGUCUAUUUGCACUUCACUGGAUGCACCUGUAACCACCUGAGGAUUCAUGUUCAUAUUCGGCCUUUCGGUCUUGAAUCAAAAUUCGGCUUGCCAUGGCUAGGUUCAUGCAAGGAAAUGAUAGAAAUUCACGUGCAAGUAUGGAAGCCCAGAGUCCUCCAGUACUUGCCGGGAAGCAGAGUUGAGGCCAUUGACAUAGCUGCUUUAGUAUCUCGCUGUUGA